Molecule: messenger RNA, 5693 nt
Organism: Mercenaria mercenaria
Lineage: Eukaryota; Metazoa; Mollusca; Bivalvia; Venerida; Veneridae
Product: protein mab-21-like 3
Exons: 4
Coding region: 68-742 (224 amino acids)
Source: RefSeq, a predicted model, not a curated record
AAAUAGGAUCGGCGGACGAAUUUGACACUAAUAUCCUUCUUAAUCUUGACAAGAAUUCUUGGUAUCGAUGUAUGAUUCUAAUGAAGGAAUAGAUUACAGUUAUGUCACGAACGAAAAUUCUAAUAUGCGUCAUUGUCGAAGGCUUUCCACUGGUUUUGAUGUUCCUAUUCCUAAUGGAUGUGCCGUUGUUGAAGUGCAGAAUAUCGGUAAUACACAGAGGUUUAUUCAUACAGCAGAGAGAAAAAUAACUGUGCUUAAGCCAGUAUUUCGUGGAUAUGGAUUUUUCACUGUACCUCAUUAUGAAACCGUUAAAACAGAAAUCAACAGAAACAGCGACGGAAAAAUUGAAAUACUACCAAGGGAUAUAAAACAAGAUUUCCACGCCAAAAUAAGGACGGCAAUAAGUGAUUUAAGAAUGCAUAAUGUCAAAUUAGAUGAAAAUUCCCAUGGACCAGCAUUAACGUUAACCUUAUCACCAGACAGAAAGAGAGGUGUCCAUCAUAACAUAAGCGUAGACCUGACGGUUUCGCUUAAAUGCUCUCUUCAGCUUCAAGAAUUUAACUGGCCUAGGUCUGCAACAUUGAGAGCAUUUGAUGAAGAACUGAUUGAACGUGCCAUCGGAGCCGGAAUCCAUCUCGUUCCAAAGAAGGACCUGUUUUGGUCAAUAUCGUUCUCUCGUGCAGAGAGAGCUCUGUUAUCUGGUAUUGACGCAGACUCUGGUUGCAGAAAAAAAGAUCCUUAAGAUACUGAAGUGUUAUCUAGAACAUUGCAAAUCUGAGUCUCCAAGUGAUCUGCAAGGCAUCAGUUCACACAUUUUAAAGACCCAAGUGUUGUGGUCUUGUGAGACUCAUGCAGAUGAUCCAGACUACUGGAACCAUGAUAACAGAGUUGUGUGCCUCAGCAACACGAUGCGUGAAUUGGAGCAGUCCUUAAUGGAAGCAGAUCUAGAUGAUUAUUUCAAUGACUCGAUUAAUCUUCUUCAGGGGAAAGAUAUUAGAGUUCUUCAUGAAUUGGCGCACUAUUUGAACACAGAAAGGAAGAAAUUGUAGCGUGAUAAUGUGCUGAAACACGCGCCUAGUAAACAUUAACAUUCGACUUUUAGUUUACAUUUCUAAAUAAACACAUUCCUGUACGUAAUUCUUGUUUCAACAGAAUCAUUAUGACAUAAUUAUCUAUUUCAUCAAAAUAUCAGUGGUACAUUUUAUGUAAUGCUCAUGUAUUCCAACUAAUGGUAAAUUGUUUUAUUAGUCGUCAUUAUGAUAUAAACGCUAAAUGUGCAUCCUGUGAAGUACGUAACCAUACGGUCGUCAAUUACAUCGUGUAUAUCACAAUUAUGCCAGUGUGGUAAACAUAACGAAAAUGCGUGUCGAAAGAAAUUGUACAAACGUUUUCUCCAAUCGACAUUGAAUUUCUUACUUCCUUUAAUUAUUAAUUUGUACUUUGGUUUUUUAGUAUGACUGAAAUACUAUACGUAUCUACCUGUUGGUACUGUAUAAAAGACAUCUGGUAAUCAGUCCCUCGUUACCAUAGAGGAAGUUUAUGUGAGAGAAAAGCAGUCCCUCAUUUCAUCACAUAUUUGAUUGAAAAAAGACAUCCUGAGCUGCUGAAAGUAACGCAGUUUUAUGUCACUGGAUGAAGGAAAAGAGCCCGAGUUUGUUAGAAAAUAAUUUCUUCUUUAGAUUGUAAAUGUCUGCGGAUUUGCUAAAAAAGUAGGCUCAGCUGCUUCACUUCGGAAAAUUGCAAUACACUAUUCAUUCUGAGAAGAAGCGGGCCAACAGGUCACUUGAUAAAGAUGAUUGUGUUUCUCUGGCAUAGCUACUAGUAUCUAAAGAAUGUCCAUAGAGCACAGUGACAAGGCAGUGUGUUGUUAUAUCUAUAUGUAACUAAAUGAGAAAUUGAUUGUCUUUUUGGGCCAUCUGAUGUACAAAUGUAAUUAAAGUUACGUGGAAUUACUCUGAAUUUACUAAUAAACUAAAGCAAACAUACUGUAAAACGACGGAAUUUUUUUUUUAUAAUUCAUUCGCGAACUAAAAAAGAUACAUGAGAAAGUAAUAGUCUUACAUAUUUCACAAGUUGGCCUUACAUUGUGAAUAUUCUACCUCGCGACUUUAAGCCUCUUCAGAAUAGGUUCCGCUUCAUUAAUAACGGCCCCCUAAAUUUUAUCCUUUACACUUUUCGGAAUUUAAAAUUCUCAUAUGGCAUUUUUAUCUAGUAUGAGACAGAAUGCUAUAAAACAAUUUUAAACGCAGAAGAGCAAAAUAAAAACACUAUGCUAUUGAGAAUGUGUAAAGGAAUGGAAAUGGAAGAAACAUUUCUUGUAUUUUGUUCAAAACAUGCAAGUUGCAAUAACAGUUACAAUAACAGGCAAUAGUGUCAGUUACCAGGUUAAAAGAGAACAAAAUGCGGUUGUAGGGUCCUAGCUAUAUAUAUAUAUAGAAUAGACAAAAAUAUGGCAAUGUGAAUGGAUAUUAGGUCUAUAUCUGAAUGUGUAUCAUUAAUGAGUUUUGAGCUAUGAGCGUCAUGUUACCACUUGUGACUUAUUCUGUGUAGGCUUUGACUUUGUAAUGAUAAUCAUGUUGGACUUUUGCCUUUUUCAAAAAAAAAACAAACUCAUUUUGUGUAUAUUUAAAUGGCCACGAAAUUACCAUGUUUAUUUAUAAAACAUGUCAGAAAUAUUUUAAAGCGAUAUAAUGUACUGAAAUGUAUAAAACGUAUAACUGAAAUCAUUCUGAAACUGACACAAAUACAUUGUAUUUUAUUUAGUAAACCGACUAUAUUCGUUUUAUCAUUCCUCAAAUCUAAGUACGUAAUGGUUUUUACUUUGAUAUUCAUGUAAAUAUCUUGUUCAAAAAUUCAAAAUGAAGCAACAAUAAAGAAUGACAUUUUUUUCAUAACAGCAUAAUCUUAUGACUUAUAAAGAAUAUGAAGUAAUUUCUCUUUAAUAUGACCAUAUCGGCGUGUUAAAUCAUAACUUCCUUUUUCAAAGGCUUGGUUUAACAUUUAUCCUAAAAGUGUUGUAAGAUAACAUCAAUCAUUUCAAAACAUGAUUAAUAAAUUUAAAAAAGAAUUAAUCAGAUUGAAUCAUUCUAAGUAGUUCAAACUCCAAUGAUAUCAUGCAAUAUACAUAUCGAAAUUUCUAAUGUCUCCUCUAUAAUUUUAUCACUUUCUUCCAUUAUGAAAACACUAAGAUACAUGUAGAAUGAUAUGUUGUUAAUAAAAUGUACCAUUCAUCAAAAUCGAAUAGAUCAUAGAUUUUAUUAUUUUUUAUUUUUUAUUUAUCAUUAGACUAUAUUAUCAUAUGUAUUUUACUACCUUAAUCAUACUUUUUGUCCGCCUUUUUUGUAUCUUGUCACAUCGUUAUAUCUUGGAAACGAGUUAGAAUUCGAAUGAAUAUUCGACCAAAAUUUGAUAUUUUUGUGUUUCUUUAUAAGUGAUAUUUGUUCCUUGAAAACAAACAAAAAAUGUAUGAUUUUGAUUACUUUUAAACAAUGGGCACGUGGCAAAAAACUGUAAUUUUACACAGUUUGGUAGAGUCGAAAUAAUCAUAUGUCCUUAACAAUGUCUGAGAAAGUUCAGAAGUAAAAUUAUAGUGUUAUUUUAGAUAUUACCAGAAAACAAAAAAAAAUCUGGGGGCGUUAGAAGUUUCGGUAAAAGUAUAAUUCAUUCCAUUUAAUUGAAUAUAUCAAUAAUUAUAGUUAUCAAUAUAUUUCCAUGUAAUGUCUUAAAACGAAAUGUAUCACCGGACUUUCAAACAUUAUAAGGACGAUAUUUUUUUUAAUGAUUCUCAUUGACAAAGUCGAUCGGAAAUACAUUUGAAUUUUAUUUGAUAUUUACAUUAUGCAAAUAACUGGAAUAAGUUUCAACUUUUUCAGUAAAAUGUGAUAGCUUUCAUUGCCGCUGAGGCUCCGAUAGCUCACUCUCUUUUAAAGUUUUGAAACAGCCAAGUUAUGGGACUUUUUUUGUUAAUAUCCUAUAUACAUACAGUCUACAUAUGCAAUUUUUUGCGCGCCUAAUCUCCCGAACCCUUGCACACAAUUUAAUGAAACUUCACACAAAUGAUCAGUACCAACCCUAGUUGUGCAUGGUGUAUGUUACGUUCUUUUAGAUAAAUAUUCUGCAGAAUUAUGGGACUUCGUUUUUUGUUACUAUACUGUAUACAUACAGUCCACAUAAUUAUGCAAUAUUGUGUGCUUCAAAUUGCAAUGUACUGUGUUAGUGCGUGUGAGGGUACAUUCAUCAUCUUCAGUGAUAGCUCAAGUUUAUAAUGCACUAAUAGUGCCUUUUAAUUGAGGGAACGUAUAAUAAGAUUGAGACCUAAUGGUUUUCAAACAAUGUAUGACAUAUCUUUGCACUAAAUAUCGUUAUAUUUCGUAGUUUGAUUUUGGCGCUAUUAAAACGACAUUAAUUUUACUAUUUAUUUGACCAGUUUUAAGCAAAGUUAUGUAUAGUUCAUAUAAAAUAUAUAUGCCAAUAAAAGUGAGAGAAAAUUUACUCAGAAAUAACAAAUUAAGGUUUACUUUCUUAAUUAGAGAAGUACGUUUGCGUAUAUAAGUAUGUAUGUACAUGACCAUUAGAGUGAUAAAAAAUAAAGUUAAAAUAGGAGGAAAAUAUAAUAGUUUAUAGCUUAUUUUCGCACUUAUAUAACUACCUUUGUAAUCGAAUUUGACAUAGGUAAUUAAUUUAAUGGUUAUGUUCUUAUUACUGGUGAAAGAUCAUUUAUGUUUUGUUUGUAAGUGUGUAUUGAUAGGAUUUAUAUAGUAACAUAAUAUUAGAACAAAUUAGAUAUAAAACAGAAAGAAGAUGUAGCUUAUUUUCGUAAUUAUUUCUUAUUUCGCACUUUAGGCCUAUCAAUUUUAAAGAGGUAUAGAUGAAUUUUUUGUUGCAUAAUGGAACAACAGUACUAAAUAGGUAAUCAAGCAGCACUUCCGGGGGUGGGGGGAGGGAUUUUGGUAGCAUUUUCAGUAAGCUUAUUUUGCAUUUUUAGAAAUGUAAACAAACCUUAUUACUGAUGUGUUCAUACUCACAUUUUAGCUGUCGGUUUGGAAGAUAUUCCAUAGUAUUGACCUGUCAGACAAACAAUCUCUCUUAGAUGAUACAUGACCCCUACUUUUUUUUUUUUUUUUUUUUUUGUGUGUGGUCUAUAGGUCAUUUAAGAACUUAAGGCAAGUAAAUCUUUUAUAAAAUGUGCCUGGCUAUGUGUUUCAGCUCUCAGAAGAUUGUUAAUCUUAUAUAAAACAUAUAGCAAAUUUAUUUACUAUUGUACAGCCUAUUCAUUCGCCAUUUUUCCAGUUACCCAUAAUCAAUUGCAGCAUGGUGACUUCCGGUUUAGAUUUCAGCUGAUUACAAAUUCACGAGCGAUAGCAGAAAUCAUUUAAAAUGAUGACCCAUUAAAUCGCUAGGUAUGUAAAAAUUGCCAGAAAUCAUAUGUCGUAUUCAUUAAAUUGAAAUACAUAUUACUGUUGUUAAAUAUUAAUAAUAGUGAAAAUCUUCGUCUUACAAAUUACAACGACUAGAUGGAAGGUGGGUUGGGUAAAUUAAUGUCAUUAUUUGUAAGUGUUGUUAAACCCAACACUCGUUCUAAAGAAAUAUGUAUGUGCAGUACAGUUUCGUUUUUCUAUUGUUUAUUAGCCUAUAUUAUCAUCUUCAAUUACUUAUCUUGUGUUAGGAAUAAUACAUUUAGAGACUUAAAGUUA